Molecule: messenger RNA, 931 nt
Organism: Dermacentor andersoni
Lineage: Eukaryota; Metazoa; Arthropoda; Arachnida; Ixodida; Ixodidae
Source: RefSeq, a predicted model, not a curated record
UCAUCUAGUCUGAAAUAACCAUUGGAAAACUGACUAGAGCCGCCUAUACCUGACAUCAUUAGCCGUGCCCCGUAGCGCAACUUGAGGAGCAUACGUCUCUCGCUCUCAAUAUUAUAUCGCGACAUUACAAGCCUAGAUAGAGUGCGAUGAAAACCACGAUGAUAACUACAAGUGAAAUCACUACUCUACUCUUCAUUUUCGUAUUGAAACCUGUCGACCAAGCAGCGGGAGCUGCGAGCCCCGAGCAAUUGCAGCGAGAGGCCAACGAGGACUGCCGUUCGCGGAUGCUGCAACCGGGCCACUCGUUCGUCCACUGGCACGCUGUGGCGAACGUGACGUCAUUCUACUACCUCUGCGAGUACGACACAGGCAUCAGGAUUGACUGUGCCAAUGGAAAGCGGGCGAACGGUAGCAGGGACGUGGUCUGUCAAGUGCUCUUCGAAGGCGCCGUCGACCCAUACGAGUUCAAAGGGAAGUGUCGCUGCACGUGUGCGAAGAGUUGAAACACUGGCUGUCGUCAUCCCCGUUUGUUGGCAUAAAUAGCUGGCAACUCCAAAUAAACUUAGACAGGAGGCGCCGUAAGAAGGUCAACGCGAGCACGGAUAGCACGCGUGCAUGUCUUACGCCGAUUUACAUGAUUUUCUUCCCAAACAUCAGUUUUUAUUUUCUUUAACUUCAUUGCUUCACUAAGGCGCGCUCGGACGUAAAUAUUAUUUUUGCUUGUUCUCGGCUCCAUCGCUGUUAUUUAUGCAACAAUACUUUGAUAACGGCAAAUUGUUCAUCUUGUUCAAUGCGUUCUAAAAGUGCGUCUUCCCCUGCAGUGCAAUAUACGCAUACUAUUUGAGUUAUGUGCCCCCUCCAGCCUAGGCGGCCAAAAGGAAAGCACCUGUAUUAGCUAAAUAAACAACAUACACCGGUAACACUAUGCCAA